GGUUUGUUCAUGCAAUCUACCAAUACAUCAAAAAGAAGGAAAUCCUGUUUGAUAUCGCUAUUCGAUGUCAUGUAGGACGUUGUUCCUCUCCACUGCCUGGAUUAAAGCCAUGAAAACACACCGCUGUACUUCUGGAACGAUGCUGGGAUUCCAGAAACAAGCUGUCAGUGACGUUCUCGUGCUGUUGCUCUAAUGGUGAGUCAUGGAUGAAGACGACAGCCAAGAUGAGCUGAUCAAUCGCAGUACAUCCCACAGCAAAGGAAAAAGAGCAGCUUUGUGGACCAUCUCAGAUGACUCAGAUGACCAAGAGGAGGAAUCUGAGGAAGGAGAGUCAGAUAGUGGUGAUGAGGAGGAAGAUGAUGUGAAUCAAGAUGAAAAUGAGGAGGGGGAAGAUGAUGAUGAUGAGGAAGAGGAAGAAGAUGCGGAACAUGAAAAUGGAGCUUUUGGCGGAACCUCCGCGGAUGUCGAAGGAAUGAGCUCAGAUGAGGAUAGUGAAAGGUGUCCAAUCUGCCUGAAUUCGUUCAAUAGCCAGCCCGUUGCAACACCAGAGAACUGUGAGCACUACUUCUGUUUCGACUGCAUCCUCGAAUGGGCGAAGAAUGCAAACUCAUGUCCUGUAGACCGCAUCGCCUUUAACAACAUAUACCUUAGGAAAUGUCAUGGAGGAAGAGUAAAGAAAGUGAUAACCGUGCAAAAGCCAGUGAAAGCCGGGCAGGAGGAAACGGUAAAUGUGGACCUGGAGCAAACCAACUGUGAGGUGUGCGGGGGCAGUGAUCGCGAGGACCGCCUCCUUCUCUGUGAUGGUUGUGAUGCAGGGUAUCACAUGGAGUGCCUCACACCUCCUCUUGACUCUGUUCCUGUGGAGGAAUGGUUUUGUCCUGAAUGUGAAGCCAAUAACCGUCACUCAAGAGGAUCAGCGGAGGAAGUUAGUGAUGCAGACAGUCUCUCCUCUCCUGCCCGUCCGGCCACCAGUAGGUCCCAGCCUCGCUCUGCAGGCCCCACCAGAGCUAUCGCCCGCACCCAGCAGAGCGAGAGGGUUCGAGCCAGUGUCAACCGGCAUCGAAUCACGCAGGCACGCACGUCACAGUUGGCUCCAACAUAUCUGAUACAAUCCACCUGGCUCGAUGAAACUAUUAACGCUGUCGUCGCCGGGCUCAACACGGCUGUGUAUGUACGGGACAUCACGUCACAGGCCCCAUCGAGCCGCAGACGCGCAACACGAAAACGCAGGAAAGUGAAAAGUAAGAAGACGGCGUCCGCUAAAGGCAACAAAGAGGGAAGCACAGUGGCCAAGCGGAGAAGACGGAGAGCGAGGAGGAACAAAUCCAGGAAAAAACUUAUUUUGAAAAAGACAGCCACUCCUAGAAGCCGCAUUGCAAAUAAUCUUGGGAUUGUUAAGGACAAGAAGAGCUCCUCCCUCCCGACUGUUUACCGCCCAUCAGAGCACACGCUGAGCAGCAUGCGUGCCGACAUCGGAGCUGCGUCCCUCUCGAUCUACGGAGAUCCAUUCGACCUGGAUCCAUUUGUGGAUCAUGAGAGGGGGGAACAGGAAGCCCACGUCACGUCGCUGUUGGAGGCUAAGAGGCGAGGAAUCUCUCGCUCUGCCCUUCGUUCUCACCAGCCAGUGGCUCGACCGGUUUCCGCAGGCCUGUCCAGUAGGAGAAGCAUGGAUGUCCCUCGCUCAGCGGGUGUUGUGGAGGCAGCUCCUGUUCCUGACCUGCUGGGCAGCAUCCUGUCUGGACAGAGCAUGCUCUUGAUGGACAGUUCUGAUGUUGUCAUUAAUCGGGAUGGUUCACUUAAAACGGCAAAGCCAAUGCUUCCUAAUACGCCGAUGCCAAAUACAAGGACUGUUUUACAAAGCAGCAGUUCAGGAGACGCCAACAUCGCCGUCAGCCCAGGGUUUUCCUCUUUCCACCACAAUGGAAAUAUUCCAGGAUCCUCCCAUACCUCUCCAAAUGGAACUUUGUCCCAGAACUCUUCCCAUUUACCCUCCUUAGCCAAUCACAUCCAACCAACUCCUCUUAAUUUACCACCUAGAGGAAAUCCAAGUUUUCCACCUAUUAAUCCAAACGUAUCGGCCCUGUCUCCUCGUCAUUGGGAGAACAAUGAAGUCGGAGUCCCAAGAGAAGCCGCCUCAUCCGUCCAACCCACCCAGGACUCCAACUCCAAAAGCAAAGGAGUAGCUCCGUCGCAGUCCCAAACUAAAAAGGCUUCGGUAAAACCCACGUGGGUGGAUGUGUCUGUACUUCCUAGGAUACCAAAAAUAAAACGAGAGCGUGGUAAUGUCAUAAGCAAUGGGGCUUGUCAUGGUGGUAAUUAUGGUAGUAAUAGAGUUGGUAGUGAUGGAGGAAGUACUAGUAAUGGUUCUGGGUUACCUGAAAGUAGCAUGAGUAGUCUCUCAGGGGAUAAAGGAAAGCAGCAAAGUGUAGAUCAGCAAAAGGGUCACACAGGGGGUCAGGCUCAGAAGAGCAGGCCUGAAAGGACGAGCUCAUCAUCAGCCUUUUCUAAUUCAUUCUCCUCUUCCUCCUCUUCAUCUGGAACAUCUGCCAGCCAAUCCCGACAUGCCUCAUUUUCCUCAUCUUCAUCAGUAAGUUUCCGCAUUAAUUCCAGUGGCAAUUCCUGGCAUGCAAGGCAUCUGAGUAUGACAUCAUCAUCUUCUGGGAGCAACGUAUGGGAACAAUGGAAAGAUGAAGAACAGGAAGUAAAGAAGAAACGGCUACACAAGGACAAAAAGGAGCCGAUAGCUUUCCGUAACACCUUCAGCGAGGAAUCGGAAGAUAAUAACAUAUACGACCCCUUUAAUCCUACGCAAUCAGAGUCAAGUAACUCGGGCGGUGAAGCAGAGAGCCCGCGCUUGAAACGCAGCCCUCAGAGUGCCACACGUGAAAGGAAAUCUUCAGUUUUAGAGAACACCAACGGGUCGGAUAGGAGCGAGCCGGAUCUGGUUCAGCUGAAAACCGAAACACGGGAGGCUGAAGUUUCACAGGAAGAACCUGGUUGUGCUCGGAUUUCUGUAUCUCAAGAGAGGGGAUUCUCGGAAGAUUGCGUCAAAGUGAAACAAGAAUCCGAAUUAACAGACUUAAACACAGAAACUGUUUUCUUUUACAAUAAAUUUAAGAAAGAACCAAGUUCAGAGGAGUCUGACGGAGAGGAGUCUGAAAGUUAUGACGGUCGAGUAAAAAAGGAGAGAGAGAUAAAAACUGAUGCAAAGGACAACGCAGCGCCUGCUCGCCACAGCUUUGAUCAGCUGGACGCGGAGCAAGAGGUUGAAGACGAGCAUGCAGAACAUCUCGGUGGAUCUUUUAACGUCCAGGAUGAUUCAUCAGCAUCCACUUCUACAGCCGCUAAGAAGAAGCAAACAGAAGAAGCAAAAUCGGAUUCUACGUCCUGUUCCAAGCAUCCAUUUAAAGAUUCGGGUCAUAAGAAGCCAAGCUACAAAACUUCCAAAGAGCAACAGUCUAGUCGUUUUGAGACGGAUGCAGGCAGAAGAGAAGAUCGUCAUGGCUCGGAUAAAGGAGGCAAAAAGAAAGAAUGGGACAGAGACAGAAACUCCAGGCGGUCGCAAUCGAGAGAAAGAAGAAGGGUUCGUUCAUCCUCGGACGGAUCUCGGUCCAGCUCUCCUGAUACAACCCGGAGGAGGAGGCGGCAUUCCAGGUCACGAUCUACAGACAAAACAAGGAAAAGGCGAUCCAGGUCGCUUUCAAGCUCUAGCAGCAGAGAACACUCAAGAAGGAAGAAGCAUCAACAAACGAGCAGGAGGAGGAGCGAGCACAAAGAGAGGGACUCGGACAAAAGACGAGUGUCUAAGGACAAGAGGCGCGGUCGAUCUCGCUCUAGGUCGCGCUCUAGGUCAAGGGAAAGGAGGAAAGAUUGCUCCAGGUCACAACAGAUGUCUCUCUCAUCUAGGGACAAAGUGGAGUCACCGUCUAAAAUCAGGAACAAACAGAGGAGCAGAUCCAGAUCCAGAGAGAGAAUGAAAGAUGAGAGAUCGUCCAGAAGUUCAGCAAAAAUGUCAGAUACGUGUGGCUCGUCCUCUAGAGAUGCAGCUCGCUCACAGGAAGGAACAAAGACGAGUAAAGUUCCUGGAAACACAGGAGAUGCUAAAUGUGGGAAAAAACAGGAGUUGGCGGCCAUCUCCUUUAUCUCUGAAGUCAAAAAGGAAGAGAUGGAUUAUGAUUCAGAGAGCCAAAUCAUCCCUACAGGUGAUCCAAAUGAAAUAAAGAACGAAAAAGAAGCUAAAAUAGAAAAAUCUGUGGAUAUUUUUGAGGAUUCUUUCACCCCUGAAGUAAUUGAGAGAGAAGAAAUGGAUACAACCUACGUGGUAACACGUGAAUUUAUUGAUGAUGUCAUUGAGGAUCCCAGUAAGACAGAAUAUGGCGAAACGAUGGAGUCAGAGCCCAAUCCAGUGCCAUUAAGCCCCUUACCUCCUACCUCCUCACCUACAGCAGACAUCCCAGACCCAGCAUCUGAGCCUGGUUUAGGAGACCCUAGCAAGCAAAACCCGGUUUGUUCAAUAGAAGGUUCUGUGAAACAGGAGCCAUCUGACUCUGAUGAUGAUUUUAACGUUGACAUGAUGCUGGAUAGUCUCGAUUAUGUAAACCCGGAGCAAACAGAGGGGAGUGGUGCAGCUGUCAAGGAGGAGAAGGAGGCGGUGAAGGUGGAAGAGGAGCAGGUCCCAACUAUGGUGGGCUCCAAGUCCAAGACUCAGGUGAAACGGGUUACCUGGAACAUCCAGGAGCCUGAGGGGCCUCAGCCGGAGAAGUCACAGAGCAAACUGGCACUUUAUAAGCGCAAGCUGAAGCAGGAAGGAUCUCGUAAAACCUCUUUGGCAUUCCAGGCAGCCCAUCAGGAUGUUGUCAGAGAUCCAGCCCAGAAAAGAGCUGCUUUCCUCAGUACCAGUUCAGGUUCUGGUGGUCUACAGCCAAGGGAGUCGUCGACAACUGGACAAGGAGAAGCCGAGGAAGGUGAUUUCUCCAGAAAAGACAAGCAUUACUUGAAAAAGCUGCACAUGCUGGAGAGGGCUGUGGAAGAGGUCAAGCUAGCCAUCAAACCUUUCUACCAAAAGAGAGACAUCAACAAAGAAGAAUACAAAGAGAUUCUGCGCAAAGCUGUUCAGAAGGUGUGCCACAGCAAAAGUGGGGAAAUCAAUCCAGUCAAAGUGGGAAAUCUUAUCAAGGCGUAUGUGGAGAAAUACAAACAUGCUAGGAAACAUAAAAAAGGAGACGACUCGGCAAAGGCACCUGAGGAUCAGACCGAGGCGAUGAAAAUGUCUGAGAGUCCAUGAGGUGUCAUUAACAAGUCACUGUAAUUGUUGGAUCUCGAAAUGUUUGAAAAAUAUUGUUUCACUAGACAAGUUUGUCUUCAGUGAUGAAUCUUGUAUUUCAUUAGUAAUUCGACAACAAAUGAUCUGGAAAAAGGACUUGAAUGCUGCCCAUUUGUGUCUUUUCUUGAUCUGUAACUGCCAGAAACUGGUCUGUUUGUGUUUGUUCGACUCAGAAAUGUGGCGGUAUUGCCUUAAGGAGGCAUAACUGAAAGAAUCUUCCAUGGAAAUAUAGAUUUAUUAGCUAUUAUCACUGGUGGAACGUGGUGUGAUGCUCGAUACAUUUUCUUUGUGUUGUUAUUCAAGGGAUGGGUUAUUUAUGCGUGGUAAAAGUGCAGCACAUGCAUAUUCGAGAGGCUGGUCACAUUAAGGAGAGACGAUAUGCAAUUUUUGUAGGAAAUGUACGAGUAUAAUCGAUUUUAGAUUUCAUGUAAAUAAUUCAGAUUUGAUAUAAAUAUCUGCGUGUUUUCUUUGUUGCCUGUUGUGAAAUUAAUUUUGUUUACAGUUGAUUUCAGCUUUUUAUUUCAGAGGCCGUUUCUUUUUUCCUCACUUCUGAUAUCAAAAUCCAUUAAGCUCGAUUUAGCUGAACGUAGGACAAGUUGUUGUCAUUUUUGUGGCUGUCAAAUAACUACAUCCAUGAUUUCAGGUAUGGUCUUGUUCUCUGGAGGGUUUUGCUCUUUUCUUUGGCAAAAAGUUUAAAAAAAAAAACAAAUCUUCACGUUGAUUUUUAUCAGAAAUGUAAAAACUGGAUUUUAGGGAACCAGCAAUUAUUUUUGUGUAUAAAAACUGUCAGAAAGCAGGUAAAUCUUCUGGUUGCUUUACUUUUAAAAGUUGCGAGAAAGACGUUUAAUACAGAAUUGAGCUUAGAUUAAAGAGACCAGAUGCUAUCUUUGUUUUUUGUUUCAUUUUUAGCUCAGUAACAUUUAGUUGCAUUCAAUUAACUAAUAUUUAGCCAAAUUUAUUGGUAUCAUUUUAUGGAUCCAUUUAAAGGCGGCGAGUCAAGUCAGAAUGUUCAGAUAUGGCUUUUGGUUUUUAACAUUACAUAUAUUAGCCUCUGCAGCGUUUAGUCCUAGCCCAAACUUGUCUCCAAUUAAAGUAUCACGUACUGUAUGUAUAUUAGUUAACAGCCUGCUGUAAAGAUGGACUUCUGGGGUGUUAAUUCCUGUGUUUACUUGAUGUAACAAGCCAGGUGUUUCUCAGAGGAAAUGGAAAUAAAAAUACCUGAAUGUAAA
Nothobranchius furzeri (turquoise killifish) is the source of this 6552-nucleotide messenger RNA. RefSeq names its product PHD and ring finger domains 1 (gene phrf1). Lineage: Eukaryota; Metazoa; Chordata; Actinopteri; Cyprinodontiformes; Nothobranchiidae. The record is from RefSeq and is a predicted model, not a curated record.